AUGGUGUUUGCGUGGUACCAGGCAAGGCUCGCAGCCCGGCCGCUCCUCACCCAGAGCAUCACGACAGCAGUGCUGUUCGCCACGGGGGAUAUCACGGCCCAGCAGCUGGUCGAAAAGAGGGGUCUCGAGAAGCAUGAUUUUGUCCGCACCGGCCGCAUGUUUGCCUAUGGCGGCAUGGGCAUCUUCGUUUAG
Molecule: messenger RNA, 192 nt
Organism: Pyricularia pennisetigena
Lineage: Eukaryota; Fungi; Ascomycota; Sordariomycetes; Magnaporthales; Pyriculariaceae
Exons: 3
Coding region: 1-192 (63 amino acids)
Cellular component (GO): membrane; mitochondrion; cytoplasm
Source: RefSeq, a predicted model, not a curated record